AUGCCUGACCUUCCCGAGGAGAAGCGCCGCAAGAUCGAGCCCUGGCCGAGCUUCGGCCCAGGGCGCGGGGAGCGCAAGGGCGACAAUGGCCUGGCAUUGCGCGCCGUGGCCCAGGUGGCAGAUGCCACACGGCAGGAUGCACUGCGAGCUGGGCCCAUUGCGUCAGGCAUUGCGUUCUUGGACCACAUGAUAGAUCAGCUCAACUCCCACGCACAGCUGCGCGUGUCGCUCCAGGUGUGGCGGGGGGACACAUGCCUGCAGCCGCACUCCAACGAGUCCCACACAUCUGGCUGCGAUGGCCAGGUCGCGGCUCUUGCCGGUGCAGCCUUGGGUGCCGCGGUGAAGGAACUGCUGGAAAGCGGGCACAACGAACGCAGGGCGAUUGGCGGCAGCUUCCGCUUCUGUGCGCCGCUGGACGAGGCCUUCACCGAUCUCCGGCUCGAGUUUCCCAAAGCGGGUGAGACGGCCUCCAGCGCCGAGAUUGACUUGGCGCCUUAUGGCUGUUUCCCAGCCGCGGGGCGGCGGCGGAUUGGCUCUUUCCGUACUGAGUUGACGGAGGUGGUCUUGCGCUCUUUCGCCGAGGCGCUCGGUGCAACGCUCAAGGUACGGAAGAUCCGAGGCGACAACGCUCAUCACAUUGUCGAGGCGACCUUCAAGAGCCUGGCCCGGUGCCUCCGUGCUGCCCUCGAUGCUUUCAGCGGCGCCGGAGCAGCGGCUGCGGCGCCUUCGGCACCGCGGAGGGGCGGGAAGCAGCGGAGCACCAAGGAGACAAGCAUUGAUGUCUCCCUUGACCUCGAUGCAGCUGUUGAAGCUGGUGCAGAGGGGCUUUGCACUGGGCUCAACUUCCUGGACGCACUGCUUGCACGCCUACGGGUGGCUUCCGGCAUCGAGCUGCGUGCCAGCUGUCGAGGAGACACCUGGAUCGACGACCAUCACAGCACGGAAGACGUGAUGAUCACGGUCGGCAAGGCUUUGGCAGAGGCACUGGGCGACAAGGCUGGCUGCACGCGAAUGGCUUGGGCCGAAGGCCGUGAGGGUUCCGCGCAGGUUCUCUGCGUGAUGGACCUCUCCAACCGGCCGAGCUUCUGCAGUGAUCUCCGUCUGCAUGUCAGAGACGAAGAGUUUGUCGACGACGUGUCUGUGGAGAUGAUCCACCAUUGCUUCGAGUCCUUUGUCAUGAAUGCUCUGAUGACCGUCCACUUGCUGCAGGUGCCCAGCGCCGAGGCCAUUUCCGCGCGGCACGUCGCCCUGGCGGCUGCCCAGGCAAUGGGUGCAGCGCUGAAGCAGUGCAUCGCAUUGGAUCCUCGCAGGGGCGGUGUGACGGCCAGCUCGAAGGGGACCCUAUCGAAGUAG
Symbiodinium sp. CCMP2592 is the source of this 1353-nucleotide messenger RNA. The record is from the annotation of a GenBank genome assembly. NCBI's taxonomy places the organism in Eukaryota, Dinophyceae, Suessiales, Symbiodiniaceae.